Tachysurus fulvidraco (yellow catfish) is the source of this 9712-nucleotide messenger RNA. RefSeq names its product interferon-induced very large GTPase 1-like. Bases 75 to 9233 code for a protein of 3052 amino acids. Gene Ontology annotation, molecular function: GTP binding. The transcript is spliced from 11 exons. Lineage: Eukaryota; Metazoa; Chordata; Actinopteri; Siluriformes; Bagridae. The record is from RefSeq and is a predicted model, not a curated record.
AAGCGCGCGCCAUUAUUCCGUUAUAAUGCUGUUAACUUCCUGCUUUCACUUUUGAUUUCGUCUCCGGUCAUGAAAUGGCGUCGAGUAAAGGUUUAUUCCCCCAGCGGAGGAGACGUCAGUCUUUAUCACCUGCUAUCAUGUCUGAAGUGAGAAUUGUGCUGCUGGGGGAUAAUGUACCUUUGACCAGCAGAGUGGGAAACAUCAUCCUGGGCAGAUCUGCAUUUAAGACUGAGGUUCUACAGAGUGAGAGAGCCAGUGGUGAUGUGGAGGGAAGACUCAUCACCAUCAUAAACACACCUCAUCUCUAUAACCCACGUCUCUCUCAGGAGGAAGUGAUUCAGAGAGUAAAAGAGUGCUUUUCUCUCGCUGAUCCUGGACCUCAUGUGUUUCUGUUAGUGCUUCAGUCAGAAUUAAUAUCACAUGAGCUACAUGACAGAGUCAGAAGUGUAUUAGAAACUUACAGCCCAAAGUCUAGCACACGGACAGUAACGUUAACUAUAGGUAAAGUCCAUGGAUUCAUCAGUGAAUGUGAUGUGAGACACCACAGAAUUGAGAGUCUAUCUAAAUUUGAUCAACACAAGGUUGUUCAGCUUUUGGGGAAAAUAGAUGCAGUGGUGAAGGAGACUGGAGGAAGUGACUCGAUCUGUAAAAUGUCUGAACUUCUUAAAGACCAUGCACAAGACAAGAAGCGCUCAGGGACACCAGGAAGACACCAAGAUCAUUGGACUGAGAUCACAUCAGAGACAGAUAGAAACCUGGAGGAAAGUAAAGGAACAAAAAUAACCCGGUCGGUUGUGGAUGAACAGGCACCAACCAGUGAAGAAUUUAGAGAUAAAGGGGCAGGAACAAUCGAUCAAUCAACAUUCAACCCAGUCUAUUCACCAGGUUUAUUCCCCCAGCGGAGGAGACGUCAGUCUUUAUCACCUGCUAUCAUGUCUGAAGUGAGAAUUGUGCUGCUGGGGGAUAAUGUACCUUUGACCAGCAGAGUGGGAAACAUCAUCCUGGGCAGAUCUGCAUUUAAGACUGAGGUUCUACAGAGUGAGAGAGCCAGUGGUGAUGUGGAGGGAAGAUUCAUCACCAUCAUAAACACAUCUCAUCUCUAUAACCCACGUCUCUCUCAGGAGGAAGUGAUUCAGAGAGUAAAAGAGUGCUUUUCUCUCGCUGAUCCUGGACCUCAUGUGUUUCUGUUAGUGCUUCAGUCAGAAUUAAUAUCACAUGAGCUACAUGACAGAGUCAGAAGUGUAUUAGAAACUUACAGCCCAAAGUCUAGCACACGGACAGUAACGUUAACUAUAGGUAAAGUCCAUGGAUUCAUCAGUGAAUGUGAUGUGAGACACCACAGAAUUGAGAGUCUAUCUAAAUUUGAUCAACACAAGGUUGUUCAGCUUUUGGGGAAAAUAGAUGCAGUGGUGAAGGAGACUGGAGGAAGUGACUCGAUCUGUAAAAUGUCUGAACUUCUUAAAGACCAUGCACAAGACAAGAAGCGCUCAGGGACACCAGGAAGACACCAAGAUCAUUGGACUGAGAUCACAUCAGAGACAGAUAGAAACCUGGAGGGAAGUAAAGGAACAAAAAUAACCCGGUCGGUUGUGGAUGAACAGGCACCAACCAGUGAAGAAUUUAGAGAUAAAGGGGCAGGAACAAUCGAUCAAUCAACAUUCAACCCAGUCUAUUCACCAGUGUCUGAGCUGAGGUUCAUUCUUUUGGGGAAAAGUGUCUCAGACACCAGCAGUGUGGGAAACCUCCUCCUGGGCAGAUCUGUGUUUGAGACUGAACAUCCUCUACAUUCAGUACUUCAGUGUGAGAGAGUCAGAGAACAUGUGAAGGGAAGAUACAUCACCAUCAUCAACGCACCUCAUCUGUUUGACCAAACCUUCUCAUAUCAUCAGCUCACACUGUGUAUUAAAGACUGUGUGUCUCUAUCGGCUCCUGGACCUCAUGUCAUAAUGCUCAUUGUACAGCCAGAAAGUUUCAGUGAAACAGACAAAAUACGAGCAGAUAAAAUUCUCUUAUCUCUGUCUGAAGAGGCCCAUAAAUACACCAUGGUGUUAACUACAAAGAACAUAGAAAUCGGCAGCAGUGUUGAUCCAGUGGAGGAGAAUGUAAUACAGAAGAUCAUUGCUGAAUGUAAUUACAGACAUUUAAACUUCAUUGGAUGCAGCCAGGCCGAUCUUGUAGAGAAGCUGGAAGAGAUGGUCAAGGAGAAUAAAGGAAGUCUUUUCUGUGAGAUAUUUGAAGAUGCUGAGACUGCAAUAGGCAACAAAAUGUACAACGUACAGCCAGAAAUGGAAGAAACUGAAAAAAUAGAAGAGUGUGCUCUCACGGAACAAGAGCAUAAAGAACCAGAUGAAAUGGAAAAAUAUGUUCAGAUAGACGAAGAAGAACAUCAUUCUGCUUUGACUACCAAAGUUUGUCUGACUGUAGACACAAGACAUUUCAAAAUUGUGCUGCUUGGCAGAGAAAAGAAAGUAAAGGCCUCAAUAUCUAAACAAUUACGUGGUAAAAACACUUCACCAGACCAGACAGAAUCCAGCUCAGUGUGUGAGAUAAAGACAGGAGAAGUUUGUGGACACCUGGUCACGCUGGUGGAGCUGCCUGCUCUCUACAACACUCAACUCUCAGAACAGGAAGUGAUGCGUCAGACUCUACACUGUGUCUCUGACUAUAAUCCAGGAGUUGAUGCUUUCUUCAUCAUUGUUCCUGAAGGUCUUCUCACUGAUGAAGUUAAAGCAGAAAUAGAGAUGUUUAAGAGUAUCUUCAGCUCCAGAGUUAAUGAUCACACCACAUUCAUCAUCACCCAGAAGUCACCAAAGAAAGACAUAAAUAAAGAUCUUCAGGCUUUAAUAAAGACCUUUGGAGCAGAAUAUAUUUUAUACAGCAGUAAAAUAAAUGCAGAAAAUCUGCUCCCACAUGUUAAAGACCUCCUUACAAAGAACAACAACUGUCAGUAUACGAUGGCCAUGUACGCUGAGGCCCAGGUCGAAGCACAGCUGACAUACAAACGUCAAAUUCACAAUCUGGAAAAACAAAUGACUGAACUCAAGAGAAAAAGACCUACAACACAAGAUUUAUCAAAAAGCCCUGAAACACUCAGAAUUGUGCUGUUGGGGAAGACUGGAGUUGGGAAGAGCGCAACAGGAAACACCAUCCUGGGGAAAGACGUAUUUAAAGAAGACCUGUCUGAUGAAUCAGUAACCAGUGUGUGUCAGAAAGAGACAGCAACAGUCGGUGGGAGACAGAUUACUGUGAUCGACACUCCAGGACUGUUCGACACUAAUAUUGAUAAUGAAGAGAUCAGGAAAGAGAUUGUUAAAUGUAUCUCAAUGGUAUCACCUGGUCCUCAUGUGUUCCUGCUGACACUGAAAAUAGGACAACGCUUUACACCAGAGGAGAGAGAGACAGUGGAAAUCAUUGAGAAGACUUUUGGUGAGAAAUCUAACAUGUACACGAUUGUGCUCUUUACUGGAGGUGAUUUGCUAAAACAAAAGACAAUUGAACAUUAUGUGGAAGAAGCUGGGGUUAAUUUAAGGACACUUAUGUCUGACUGUGGGAACAGAUAUCAUGCUUUUAACAACAAUGAAACAAAAAGCAACAACCAGGUCCUGAUUCUACUGAAUAAGAUUGAUAACAUGGUGGCAGUGAAUGGAGGAAGCUACUACACCAAUGAGAUGUUCCAGCAGGUCGAAAUGCAGAAGCAAGCAGAACUACAAGGGAAGAUAUUGAAGGAAAUGGAGGAGCAGAUGAAGAGAGAGAGAGAAGAACUGGAAGAUAAACACAAACAAGAGACAGAAAGACUGAACUGUAUUAUACAAGCAGAAAAACAACACCAUCAAGGGACAUUGGAAAUGUUGAAGGAAAGGGAAAGUGAUCUAGAAGACAGAAAUGUGGAGCUGAAUAAAACAAAAGAAUCUCUAAAUCAAGCAAAACAGAGAAUACAAGAUAAAGAGCAGAACUAUAAGUUAAAUAUGGAGUUGUGCAAGAAGAAAGAAUGUGAUCUAGAAAAAAUAUUAAUUACCAAAACUGAGGAGCUGCAAAAAAUGAAAGAAACUCUUGGUCAAGAAAGACAGAAAUUAAAGUAUACAGAACACACGUAUAAGAUGAAUAUGGAAUUGUGCAAGAAGAAAGAAACCGAUCUUGAAGACAAAUUAAAUACCAAAACUGAGGAGCUGCAAAAAAUGAAAGAAACUCUUGGUCAAGAAAGACAGAAAUUAAAGUAUACAGAACACACGUAUAAGAUGAAUAUGGAAUUGUGCAAGAAGAAAGAAACCGAUCUUGAAGACAAAUUAAAUACCAAAACUGAGGAGCUGCAAAAAAUGACAGAAACUCUUGGUCAAGAAAGACAGAAAACUACAGCAGUCUCAGACCAGCUUCACCACCAUAUAGAAGAAAGUAAAAUAAAGGAACAACGUGAACAAAUGGUAAAAGCAGAGGAGGAGAAACAGCGAAGAGGUUUAGAGGACAAGAUUAAUCAGCUCAAUGUCAGACUGCAUGAAGAAGAAAAGAUGAGAAAGGACACACAAAAUCUGUAUAACACAAUUAUGAAAGAAAGCGCACACCUCAAGUGGCAAAAAGACCAGACUGGUCAAGAAAGAAUGGAUGAAAUUCAGGAAAUGAAGAAGUGCUGCCCUGAAACAACAGUUCAUAAUAAGGAAGAAGAAAUUAAAGCACUUAUGGACAGACUUAACCUUAUGGAUUGGCAACAAAAAUGUUUGAAAAGUACCGACUGCCUUGAAAUAACUAAAUCCUCACUAAACUACCAAAAUCCUGAGAUUAAUGUGGCCCAAGUCUUUCUAAAGCGGCUACUAACAGUGAAUUACAAUGCAAGAUACUGCAUUAGAAAGGAAACCAAAAAACUCUCAGGAAAUACUGAAAAGACAGAAAUUGAGCUCCACCCCAUGGAUGUCCAGAUGGCGGUGUUCCACAGCUCUGAUCAUUUCCUAAAGCAGCUAGUAGUGACUAAACUAGCUCAGUGUCAGUACGCUCUGCCUCUGCUGGUGCCCAAUCUCCUCACCAGAAAGAUCGAGUUUCCUCUCUGGACCUUUCGCAAAGUCAGGAAGAGCUGGAGGACUAAAACCUCCACUAGUGAGGACAAAAUGAUUGUUGAGACAGAAACUCCAAUGGUGGCAUUCUUUAGGUUUGGUUCUGUAUCUUCAUCUAAGUCUCAGCUGAUUAACAGCAUAAUCAAUGAAAAGCAUCACACAUUCUUCCACAGACACUGUGCAGGCAGCAGCAGAAACCAGUUACUGAUGGAUGGAGUGGUGGAGAUUGCUUGGUACUGCCCUUCUGGGAAGGAGACUGAUCAUUUCCCUGACUGUGUGGCGUUCUGUAAUCUUCAUGGUGAAGCUGGAGCUCAUGUAACACAGCAUGAUAUUUUAACAACGAUGUCCUCUCUGAAUGUUGUCUUUAUACCUGAUUUUGGUCAGAAAAAUCACUACAAAGGAUUAGUGAAACGGCUCUUUAGCUCCCCAAAGCCUCUGAUUUGUGUUCUGACAGAUGAUGAUUCUCCUGUAACAGAGCUGCUAAAGGGGAAGUUCAGUGUUGGAUUAAAGGACAGAAAUCGGCAUGAUGUAUGUGAAGAACUGAAAGGAACUAUCAGAGACUGUCUAUCAGAAACGUCAAACACCUUUAAACUAGAGGAUCUGGCCAAAGACACACAGGUCAGAGUGGAUGAAGAUAAUGGAUUCUGUAAGAAAGGAAAGGAAGCUGCCUUCAAGAUAAUGUCUCUGCUGAAGAAUAAUGACCAGUCCUUACACAAAGAAACAAGUCUACCAUGUCAGGGGAAACUGUGGCAUGACUGGUGUAAGAGGAACAAAGAACUACACCGACCUCAUGGACACAACAUAGAAAAGUACACAAGUGAAAAAAACAAGGAAAUGGAUAAAAUCCGGGAACAGCAGCAAAAACAUGGUCUUAGCAACUUCAUGAAGUGCUUUAUCAAAGGACUGAAUUCUAAGGAAGCUGAUGAGAAACUGUAUUUCCUGAAAUGGGUUGAAAUCCUUCUGAACAAUUUCACUGUAGAACGUCUCUCCACCUUACAUCAGGAAUAUGAUCAAACGUGGUCAAAAAUGUCAGAAGUAAAGAAAUCUCAUGUUAUAGCAGAUCAACUGGAAACUAGAAAAAAGCUUGAGGAACUGUCAGAGCAGCUGAAGUCUGCUUCUUUUGGUUUAGAACAUAUACUCAGGGAGAUGGGACAGGUAUAUGAGUCAAAUCAGUCUGUAAAAAUGAAAAGAAGAAAAAUGAAGCAAAGAGAAAACAUUGCUCUAUUUCCUGCUCUUGCAGCUGAACUCAUUCUUUCAGGAUAUCCACUGGAGCUGAUGGAUGGAGAUGCUUCUCAUGUUCCUCUGAUCUGGGUUUCAGCAGUUCUAGAUGAACUUGUGAAGGUCCUGGGGGAUCAGAGAGUGUUUGUGCUGUCAGUUUUGGGGAUUCAGAGCUCUGGGAAAUCCACCAUGCUGAAUGCCAUGUUUGGACUCCAGUUUGCUGUCAGUGCUGGAAGGUGCACCAGAGGAGCCUUCAUGCAGCUGGUCAGAGUGUCAGAGGAGAUGAAGGAAGAGCUGAAGUUUGACUACAUUCUAGUUGUAGAUACUGAAGGACUUCGAGCGCUUGAGCUCGCAGGAACAUCCACUCGACAUCAUGACAAUGAACUCGCCACAUUCGUUGUUGGUCUUGGAAAUCUGACCUUGAUCAAUAUCUUUGGUGAGAACCCUGCUGAGAUGCAGGACAUCCUUCAGAUUGUUGUUCAGGCCUUCCUGAGGAUGAAGAAGGUCCAACUCAAUCCCAGCUGUGUGUUUGUCCACCAGAAUGUUCCAGAUGUUACAGCCGGACAGAAAAACAUGGAGGGACAGAGAAAAUUACAAGAUAAUCUGGAUAAAAUGACCAAGCUGGCUGGUGAGGAGGAAUCCUAUGAAGCAGAAAGUUUUAGUGACGUCAUCGCAUUUGACAUAAAAAACGAUGUGAGAUACUUUGCACAGCUGUGGGAGGGAAGCCCACCCAUGGCUCCUCAAAACCCAUUAUACACUGAACAUGUGGAAGAGCUGAAGAAGACAAUACUGAAAAGGGCCUCAAAAAGUCCUACUCUAACACAGUUUAAAUCACGGAUUAAAGAUCUCUGGCAAGCACUUCUGUGUGAAAACUUUGUGUUCAGUUUCAGAAACACACUGGAGAUCACAGAAUACAGAAAACUGGAGGAGAAAUAUGGGACAUGGACCCGGGAUCUCAGGAAAUCUAUACUCGAUAUACAAGACAAACUACACACCAGCAUCAACAACAAACAGCAGUGCACAGUUGAGAGAAAGGAAAUUAUAGAUAAAAUGAGAGAAACAUUUAAUAAUGUGACAGAAUCAGUGCAAUGUUACUUUGAGGAAAAUGAAUAUGGGAGAGACAUCAUUCAGCAAUGGAGAGGAAUGUUUGAGCAAAAGCUUCAAAAUCUACAUGAUGAACUUGUGACACAAACAGUGAGAGAGCUGCAUGAGAUCAUUUACCAAAAGCAAACCUGCAAAAACCUGGAAGAUCAGAAAUCUCAGUAUGAGGCAGAUCUUUUUAAAAAGAGCAAAGAGCUGGCAUUGGAACUGAAAAGGGGUGAAAAGAAACUGGAUGAAAAGCAGCUGAAAGAACAUUUUGAUUUAUUGUGGAAAAAGUGGGUCUCUGAACUGACUGCAAAGCUGACAAGGACACAAGUGAACAUAGCAGAAGAUAUAACACAAAUACUGUGUGAACACUAUGAAAGAAAACUUCUGUCUGAGAGGAAACCUGAAAAGUAUGAGAACAUAAGUGUGCAGGGUGAUUAUAAGAAAUAUAUAACACAUGGGAAAAAGUGGAAAGCUGUUACAGAUUGGUUUUUUCAGUUACCACCUGAGAGCCAAGACUCUAUAAGGCAACUGAUCCUGAAAGUCAUUGAGCAAACUAAAGACCUGAUAAAAUUAAAACCAGUUGCAAAGACGGGCUACAAACCUGCCUACAUUCAAGAGAUCGUUGUACUGGUAAGAAAAGCUGUGGCUGAACAUCAGUCUCCAAAUUAUGAGUUGAACAAAACGUUCUCACUGGAUCUCUCUCUGAAUGUGUGUGACAUUGCGAAAGCAGAGUUUGAAAAGCAACAGAAGAAAUUUGAGGAGAGUUUUAAUCCAUUAAUCUAUCUAGAGAAAAUGAAACCAGAAUACUACAGAGUUUUUCAGAAAUCCUGUGAAGGUGCCACAUCUACAGCAGUAUUUGGAGGAUUAAUCUGUAGACAGCUUGGAGACUCGAUCCUACAGAGUGUGUACAACAGUACUGAAAAUUAUCUGGCUGAUGAAAUGAAGACAAACUGUCCAGAACUUAAUGGAAACAGGACAAACCUGGAGAAACACAUUCUCAGAUCACUUGCUGAAGAGCAGAACUUUGAAAAGUUUAUGAGCUACAUCUUGACACCUAAGGAACAUUAUGAGAGCUUCAUUAAAGAUGUUGUAAAAGUUUUCAUGACUAAAGAAAACCCCAGAGUUCUUGCUCAUAUUAAAGGAAUUCUUCAACACAAACAGAAGUGUGUAAUCACUGCAGCAGAAACUGCAACUCGGGAAGUGAUAAAGAUCAAAGGAGAUGCAAACAUCUGGCUGGAAAAAUUCUCCAGUGGUCUGAAAGUUGAUGUUGAAUACAAUACAGAACAUCUCCGUGGAAGUAACUGUAAAGACAUCAGUGAUUUUCAGCUGCUUACAGAUGUAGUGAGAAAAGAAAUCUCAUUCAUUACUGAAGAGCUGAACAGGAAGUUUAACAGCAUGUCUGAUCUUAAAAUGGAGAAGUUCAGGAAGAGUCCAGAUAAGAUUCUGACUGAACACCUCUGUAGAUGCUGCUGGGCUCAGUGUCCAUUCUGUAAAGCCAUCUGUACCAGCUCAAUAGAGGGACAUGAUGGAGAUCACAGUGUCCCCUUCCACAGGUUUCAUGGCAUCAAUGGGGGUCAUUACAGAGGAACAACAAAUCUCUCCACUGAUUUAUGCACAAAAAAUGUACAAAGUAAUAAAGGUUUCUACCCAAGUCAUAAUAAUGAAGUGAGAAUUCCUUACAAAUCAUACAGAGACGCAGGAGGAGAUUAUAGUACCUGGAGCAUCACCCCAGACCUGUCUAUGUCACCAUACUGGAGGUGGUUUGUGUGUACAUUCCAGAAGGAUUUGGAAAACCAUUAUAAAAAAACAUUCCAGGGAAGUGGAGAAAUCCCUGAAGGAUGGAGAACAUUCACAAAGGAAGAUGCUCUUGAGAGUUUGGAUAAAUAAAUGUAAUUAAACCUAAACUGAUUCUGUAGGUCAUGUAGAAAGAACAAAACUCAGUAAUGAACCUGCUGCUGAAGAUACAGUGAGAAUUUAACUUUCUCUGGUAUGCCACAUUACACUGUAAUGAUCAGAUCUGUUAUUAAGCAGCUCAUUAACAAUGACUUAUAUAACAGUUUUAUUAUUAGUUUAUUAUUAGUUCAGCAGAGGUUGUACUUCCUUCGUCAGCUGAAGAAGUUCAACCUGCCACAGGAUUUGCUGAAACAGUUUUACACUGCCAUCAUCAAAUCCAUCCUCUGCACCUCAGUAACUGUUUGGUUCAGCUCAGCCACCAAAUUCAAUCUCAGUAGACUACAGAGGGAAGUCCGGACUGCUGAGCGAAUCAUUGGCACAACUCUCCCCACUCUCCAAGACCUGUACUCCUCCAGAGUGUGCAAAAGGGAAAAGAAAAUCACCCUGGACCCCUCACAUCCAGCACACUCACC